Molecule: messenger RNA, 2783 nt
Organism: Pseudopipra pipra
Lineage: Eukaryota; Metazoa; Chordata; Aves; Passeriformes; Pipridae
Gene: IKBIP
Product: IKBKB interacting protein
Exons: 4
Coding region: 180-1322 (380 amino acids)
Source: RefSeq, a predicted model, not a curated record
CGCGGCCUGUAAACGUGGUGCCUGCGGGGCAGCGCGGCCGUCCCCGCCCCUCCGCCCUGCAGCUGAGGCCGGAGGAGCGCUGGGGUAACGGAGGAGCGCUGGGGUAACGGAGGGGCGCGGCGGCGGCCGGAGGGAGCGGGGAAGCUUUCUCUUUUGCUUCUGCUUUUUAAAACCACAAAAUGUCUGAAGUUAAGCAAAGGAAAAAAGGUAUUUCUUCGUCUAAGACCAAUGAAGGUUCACAAAACAUUGAGAAGCAAAGUAGUUAUGGGAAGCUGACAAAUCCCAGGACGAGCUAUAAUCAGAGUUCCUUUUGGAUGGACUCACGGACAAGCUUGACCAUAAUUUCCCUUGCUGUUUGCCUGGUGGUGACCUGGUUUCUGUUUCAGCAGUCAGUUCAAUUUACUGAUAUGGAAAGAAAGUACAAUUUCCUACAGCAAGAAGCUGAAAAAAUCCUGGAUGUGGAAAAUAAAGUAAAUUUAAUUUCUGAAAAGCUUGCAUCUUCUGAAAGUGUCCUGCAAGAAGCUGCUUCAUCCAUCUCUGUGAUGACUGAUUUUGAGCAGGAAAUAUCUUCUCUUCAUAACAUCAUAAAUGAUAUUCAGAACAAUGAACAGACUCUUUCUCUAAAGAUGCAGAGCAUUAAUAAGAAGUUCCAAAAUGUUACAAAUUCCUGGAGAAGAAGCUUGGAUGAAAUGAAUACAAACACUAGUGGUUUAAAAUCUGAAGCAAAGUUCAUACAUACAGAAGUUACUUCCCAAAUUAAUGAAGUCGACCAAAGAAUUAAAUCCCUUUCAGAAAGAGUAAAAGAUUUGGAAGACAGUACAGCCAGAAAUAUUAGAACAGUAAAAACGCAAGAAGAUGAUGAAUUCUCUAGAGUUGAACACAAGUUGGACUUGCAUGCAAAGGAAGUUGAAAAGCUAGAAGAAGAACAGAAUAGUCUGGUAGCCAAGGACACGGACCUGAAUCAGAAACUUGCAAACUAUGAACCUAAAAUUGAGGAGUGCAAGACUCAUUUGCCAACAAUUGAAAAUGCUAUUCAUUCUAUUCUUAGAUUGUCGAGUGAAUUGCUAGGUAUGGAGAAAAAGAUACAGGACUUGACAACACAGCUGUUCACUGUGGAAAAUAAUAUGUUGAAAACGGUUUCUGAUACAAUGGCGAUGCAAAAGGUUCUCGAAGGCAUACAGUACAAUGGCAGCUUGUUGGAAGUGCAACAUGAAAUAGCAGCUUUAGAAACAGUAGUGCCCGACAUAACAGUAUCUUCAAAAGCAAAAGGAGUAACUUUAGAAAGCUAUAACUUAGGAGAUGACCAGAAGGGGGAUAAGUAAAUUUGGACUUAGGUUUUUCAUUGAUGAAAAAGCACUUUAUUUUAAAUAAUGUGAUUUCAGUGUAUGUUAAGGAUAUGUCAUUAAUUUAAACAGACAUUGGAUUAGCCUGAAAGGCAAACUUAUAAUAAAGAGGCUAGAGAGCAAGCCAUACUGUGUUGAAAAAGGAAAGAAAUAUUUUCUUAACUUAAGGAUUAUAUUCAGCUUAUUUAUUAAAAGAUCCUUUUCAUUUAAGGAAUUUGAAGCAAAGUGUUUAGAUUUAAGGAAAAAAAAACUAAUAUUUUUAGUUUUCACUGCUUAAGUUUCUGUUGUUAUUACUUUUUGUAUUAUUUUCCAUGGACUUGUAACACAAUGAACAAUUAAUCACGUAUUUCUCAGUAGAGAAACAUGUACCUUCCUAUAAUGUAUUGUAUACCAUAACGGUUUGGGGCUUAUGGCACAGGCUUCUCAAUGUGAGAAUUGCUAUUGGGAUCUAUGUAUUUUAUUAUGUGCAGGAAAGCACUGAGUACAUUUUUAACAGCUGAAGCUUAGCUACUACAGCAUUACAGAAAACACUAGUGAAGAAUCCCCUACUGAGAACGUUGUCUUGUAUUUAUAGGCAGAUGGUAUUUACAUAGCAGCUGGUGCUAUCAUUUAUUUCUUUGACCCCAUGAAAAUAUUAGACCUCAUUUCCAGCCUUUUCAAAUGUCCUAAAAUCACUGGCAUUGCUUUGUUCUGCCAUUGAAGUCACUGAACUACAUAUAGACUAAAGUUCUUAUUAACAGAUAUUCCUGUUAGAUUCUUCUUCCAUCAUUUAAUUUACAAGUUUGGUGUGAUCAGUCACUGGAUUAGUUUGGGGGUUGUUUGUUUGUUUUGGUGCUGUUAGAAACAAAUUUUAACCUUUUAUUCUGUAGAAUGUUCUCUGUUAGGCAUUACAUUAUAUGUCUGGUAUUGCUUUGCAUUUCAAAGGGAAAAAAAAUUAACAGUGCCACUGACACUGUUUCCCAAAGUUUGCUGAACCAAGAGCUGCAAAAGUAAUUCAUGAAAUCCACGGAGUUAAGUACUUGGGAUCAGGGAAUAUGCAGUUUAUCCAUAGAUCUACUUACACAUAUUAUCUAAUAGGCCUGAUAGCCGUUCAUUGAAAUGUGGAUCUCAGGGAUAAUAUCAUUUUUUUGUCUACAGAUUUAUAUCUUGCUAAUUUUGUAUUUCGGAACUCAGGAAAGUAGUUUGCUUAGUUGAAACAGUGUGAACCUACAAUAUUUAUGACUUAAUCAGACUUAAAUUAAAUUAUUCUGGUUUUGUACAUUUGUUUCUCUAGAACUCCACUGAAAUCUUCACUAAAGAGGUAAAAGUGCCCAUUCAAGAGACUAUGAAACCAGCAUUUCUCAAUGUUAUAAAGCUGUAUCAGUUUCAUAUAUUUAUUGCUUAUGUAUAAAUUUGUGUCUUUUUACAGUCAUAUUCAAAAUAAAAAUACAUUGUAGUGAA